GUAUCCUGUUGCAGUGGCUCAGGUGUUUGAAGACGUGACUGCAGGCUUCUUGACUAUUUUAAGGUAAAACACACACGUCAUCUAUCACUCUGUAGUCUUCUGUAGAACAAUACUAUUUCACACAUCUUUUUAUUCUGCAGCUGAAUAAAGCUCAUUUCACACCUCAGAUCAGUUUAGAUCUGUCUAUAACAAUAGUGUGUGAUGUCAGAACAUCUACUAAAAGGAGAACAUCGUUAUGCUUUCUGAGCGAUCGUGUGACAUCCUUACAUCAUCACCCUAAAGUGUAUGUGUGUGUAGAUGUCUUGGCGUCCUGCAUACCAAGGCUCAAAGUUCCGUCACGUUUACGGAAAACCAGCCAGUAAGGGUCAGAGUUACGAUGGCCUGCCAAUCACGCACGGUGUCCAUGACAACCACUGCUGCGCCAUCAAUCCGCUCUUCAUUGCUGUGGUCACCGAAUGCGCCGGGGGCGGAGCUUUCAUCGUAAUCUCCAUACGUCAUAAAGGCCGUGUGGACCCUCAUCACCCUCGAGUGUGUGGUCACAGCGCCCGGGUUCUGGAUGUUAAAUGGGAUCCGUUUGAUGACCAGCGUAUUGCUUCCUGUUCUGAAGACUGCACGGUUAAAGUGUGGCAAAUUCCUAGUAACGGAUUGAAGGAAAAUCUGACCAAACCACAGAAGGAGCUGUUAGGCCACAUCCAGAGGGUGGGGCUUAUCGAGUGGCAUCCAACCGCAAAAGAUAUCUUGUUAAGCUCUGCCUACGAUUAUAAAGUGUGUAUUUGGUGUUUGGACCAUGUGGGUGUGGCAGUGUUGAAGACACCGGUGCUGGUGAUACACACACACACUGACCUGGUGAUGAGUGUGAGCUUCAGUGAGGACGGCAGCAGAAUUGCUACAACAUGCAGAGACAGACGAGUCCGAAUCCUCGAACCACGCACAGGACACACACUUCAGGAAUCAUGUAAUGCAUCUCAUAAAGCUAUCAAGACUCUGUUUCUGUCCAACGUGAACCUGCUGCUAACAACUGGAACUUCCAAGUGGAACCAGAGGCAGUUUGCACUGUGGGACCUGGAUGAUUUAUCUGAGCCAUUGUUGGAGGAGGAUGUUGAUGGAGGUUCUGGAGUUCUCUUCCCAUUUUAUGACCCUGAUACACACAUGCUUUAUCUGGCUGGCAAAGGAGAUGGUAAUAUUCGGUACUAUGAGGUGAGUGUGGAGAAACCGUACAUACACUUCCUGGCUGAAUAUCGUUCUCCACUUCCACACAAGGGCCUGGGUGUGAUGCCGAAACGAGGUCUGGACACGGCGCAGUGUGAAAUGUUUCGUUUUUAUCGCCUCAUUACGGUUAAAGACCUUGUGGAAGCCUUAUCCUUUAUCGUACCACGGAAGUCUGAGGACUUUCAGGAGGACAUUUAUCCGAUGACAGCGAGCAACAAGGCGGCGAUGACGGCUCAGGAGUGGCUCAUGGGGCAAAACAAAGGCCCUGUGUUGAUGUCUCUGAGACCUGUGAUCAAAGUGCAGAACCCUUACCCAGCUCCUGAGCAGGACGCUCAGCUCGAGUACUCGGGCUGCAGCCUGGACCUCCUCCAAAAACCCUACAGUGUGGAGGAACCGGCCAAUCAGACGGCAGGGCAUGCGAUUACUGACCUAUCAGAUUGGCAGGAGGAUGAAACUCAGUGGAACAGUUGGAGAGACACACACCAAGGUGUUAAGCAGUACGAAUCAGAGACGUACACACCAUGGGCUGCGGAGAAGGAGCUGCUGAAUGUGUUUUAUAAGCAGCAGGGGGAGAUCAGAUGUCUGAGGCAGCAGCUGCGUCAGCGGGACAGCAGGAUCCAACAGCUGGAGCUCGAGAUCAAGAACAUACGCAAUCAGCUGAGAGCCUCUUUCUGAUUCCGGCCCACUUAAACACACACACACACACACACACACACACACACACACACACACACACACACAGAACUAUGUAAAAAUGUAUGCUCUUAUUGUUUACUCCUACUAGAUGUGUCUUAGUGGAAUAUUUUUACAGCACAAAACACACUUCUGACACAGCUGACAAAAGUUUAUUCAGAAAACAUCACAGAAAAAAAUCAUCAGGUGAUCCACAAACUGCUGACCCACUGAUCCAUGCAUUUGCCUGGACGAAGAAAUUACAAAAAUGUUCAUUAAAAUUACAGUACAAUGAUUUUUUUUCCAACUCACAAAUCUACUGACACACACACACACACACAUCUACUGAGAUACGACUUGUGACUCUGAAUGAAUAACAAUCUGAUCCUAACGUUUGCUAUUGCUUUUAAACGUUCCACACCAACACAGCAGCACAGUAAAGCUGCUGAUCCUAAAUUUACUCCAAGAACCACAAGUAAUCUUGAGAUCCACUCAUAAUCUACAUCAUCUCCAAGUUUACUUCACUGCUCUGAUUCUCCUGAGAGCAAAUCUGUAAAUAAAUCAUUCUAAUCAGAACCAAAUCAGCUAAUUAUGUCAUUCAAUAAAAAUGUAAUCACAUUUA
Molecule: messenger RNA, 2503 nt
Organism: Silurus meridionalis
Lineage: Eukaryota; Metazoa; Chordata; Actinopteri; Siluriformes; Siluridae
Gene: coro2ab
Product: coronin 2Ab
Exons: 11
Coding region: 298-1884 (528 amino acids)
Biological process (GO): actin filament organization
Molecular function (GO): actin filament binding
Source: RefSeq, a predicted model, not a curated record